AUGGUCCAGAAUAUUUUCACGAUAGUCUGUGUGACUAUUUGUAUAAUUUCGUUGGGAAUUAAGGCCAGAGAAAAGGGCCAGAAAAUAAAGUCUGUGGUUACGGGCCCUGAAAUGGCGUUUUCUAAGGACUAUGUAUCGUAUUUAGGCUUUGUCCCUGGAGAAUCCAAGGUUAUAAUGUUUAAUGUAACUCGGUUAGUAAAGACUAUCUUCAUGGACAAUCGCGUUGAAGACGAAGACACCAAUCGGGUGUUCUACAGAGUCCAAAACUUCUCCGUCUGCAACUUUUUAAACAACCGCCUCAUUUCAACGCUCUACUCCGCUUUUUACGAAGAGUUUGUGGGUAAUUCCACGGUUCUUAAGUGUCCUGUUCGUCCUGGUAUUUACUAUAUGAAGAACGGUAUAACUAAUCAGUCGGUGCCCUCAUUUCAUCCACCUGGAAGAUACCGAUUUAUGGUUAACAUCAAAACCGAGAAGGAAGCAUCUUAUACGGCGAGGUUUGUUUGGCGAUACCGUGUUUCACGUUCAUAA
Molecule: messenger RNA, 528 nt
Organism: Drosophila bipectinata
Lineage: Eukaryota; Metazoa; Arthropoda; Insecta; Diptera; Drosophilidae
Source: RefSeq, a predicted model, not a curated record